AUGGCUACUGCACACUACGGUCAACCCCAUGGUGACCCCCAUGAUGACGACUCCCUCCUUGGUGAUGAUUUGAUUGAAGCCGACGAUGCCAUCGAGGCUGACGACCCUCUGCGCGACACCUCCGACACGGCCCCUCUACGAGGCAACAUCGAAACCAACUCUGGCAAUCGGACCAAUGCCUCUAACUACGGCAACUAUCUGACUUCGACUAUUGGCGGUGAAGAUCGCCGUGCGACGCAAAACACCAUCGAUGAAAGUGUUUGGGAAACAUUGUCGCGCGAUCUGAUUGCCGUGUGGGAGAAGAUGCGCCAGGUGCUUUGGCCUAAAUACUUGCUCGGGGGAAUGCUGCAGCGCGGCGGCCGUGGUACUGCUGAUGCUGAACAAGGUGGAAUCUCAGGAUUUGGUGGUAAUCUUCGGGGACUCGUUGGACGCUGGCCGGAUGCCGACGUAGUCCUGCAGGGUGGCAUGAGUGAAGGUUUGCGCGACUGGGAUCUCUGGGGUCCGCUUGUCUUCUGUCUGGUUUUGAGCUUGUUCCUGUCUGUCGCAAAGGGCGACCAAUCAUCGGUGGUUUUCUCGGGUGUCUUCUGUAUUGUCUGGCUCGGAGAAGCAGCUGUGACCCUACAGAUCAAGCUACUUGGUGGGAAGAUCUCCUUCUUCCAAUCGAUUUGCAUCAUCGGCUAUACGCUAUUCCCCUUGGUUAUUGCUGCAAUGCUGAGUGCACUGGGACUUCCUACGAUUGCUCGGAUACCGGUAUAUCUUGUGUUAGUGGCAUGGUCUUUAGCAGCAGGAGUCAGCAUCUUAGGAGGCUCUGGAGUGGUGCGGAACCGAGUCGGCAUCGCAGUGUAUCCACUGUUUGUAUUCUACGUUGCCAUCGGAUGCCUGUGUUUCAUCAGUUAA
This is a messenger RNA of Penicillium bovifimosum, 897 nucleotides long. Its product is annotated as Yip1 domain protein. The record is from RefSeq and is a predicted model, not a curated record. Gene Ontology annotation, cellular component: membrane; trans-Golgi network. Gene Ontology annotation, biological process: endoplasmic reticulum to Golgi vesicle-mediated transport. The transcript is spliced from 4 exons. The coding region runs from base 1 to 897 and encodes 298 amino acids. NCBI's taxonomy places the organism in Eukaryota, Fungi, Ascomycota, Eurotiomycetes, Eurotiales, Aspergillaceae.